Paraglomus occultum is the source of this 1023-nucleotide messenger RNA. The record is from the annotation of a GenBank genome assembly. Lineage: Eukaryota; Fungi; Glomeromycota; Glomeromycetes; Paraglomerales; Paraglomeraceae.
AUGUCAGCGUACACAAGUGUCGCUCGCACGUACGCCAACGUAAACCAGACCUUGCCGAGAGAAUACUGGGAUUAUGAUAAUUUACAAGUGCAAUGGGGUAGCUCGCAAGAUAACUACGAAAUAGUGCGUAAGAUUGGACGCGGAAAAUAUUCUGAAGUAUUCGAAGGAAUUAAUAUUGUUAACAAUGAGAAAUGCGUGAUUAAAGUGCUUAAGCCUGUGAAAAAGAAGAAAAUUAAGCGAGAGAUUAAGAUUCUACAAAAUCUAGCUGGUGGACCGAAUAUUAUCUCGCUAUUAGAUGUUGUAAGGGAUCCUCAGUCGAAAACACCUUCCUUGAUUUUCGAAUACGUGAAUAACACCGAUUUCAAAACGUUAUACCCAAAAUUUUCGGAUUACGAUGUGCGCUUUUAUAUCUUUGAACUUUUGAAGGCUUUGGAUUAUUGCCAUUCAAAAGGAAUUAUGCACCGAGAUGUAAAACCUCACAAUGUGAUGAUUGAUCAUGAAAAACGCAAAUUGAGGCUAAUAGAUUGGGGUCUAGCAGAAUUUUACCAUCCGGGAACCGAGUAUAAUGUGCGUGUAGCUUCAAGAUACUUUAAAGGCCCGGAAUUGCUAGUUGACUUCCAGGAAUACGAUUAUUCUCUGGAUAUGUGGAGCCUCGGUUGUAUGUUUGCAAGCAUGAUAUUCCGUAAAGAACCAUUCUUUCACGGUCAUGAUAAUUUCGAUCAAUUAGUCAAAAUUGCGAAAGUUCUCGGGACCGACGAGUUGUUUGCGUAUCUUGACAAGUACGACAUAGAGUUGGAUGCUCAGUAUGACGAUAUUCUUGGAAGGUACCCUCGAAAACCCUGGAAUAAAUUUUGCACAGCAGAAAAUGCAAAAUUUGUCUCUAAGGAAGCAAUCGACUUCCUUGAUAAAUUGUUACGUUAUGACCAUCAGGAACGACUUACACCAAAGGAGGCCAUGGAUCACCCCUAUUUCGAACCUGUAAGACAGAAUUUAAACCGGGAUGGGAAUAGUAGCCGAGCAUGA